AUGCUCCGGCGCGGCUUCAGGCCCGAGCGACUGGCCCGCCUCCGCGUCGCCCAGAGCUCGAAUCCCCGUCUCGUCUGGCGCAAGCCUCUGCGCGCCUUGGCCCCCAGCAGCCGGCCGACGGCGCGCGGCGCAGCAUCCCUCGCUCCCAGCAGCCGUUGCCCAGGCCUUGGCAACGAUGAUGGAGGUGCUGCCUCGAGCAGCUUCCCUGCCACGGGCGACACCAUCUACGCGCUGUCGACGGGCCGGGGACGAGCCGGAAUCGCCGCCAUCCGCAUCUCAGGGCCGUCAUGCUUAGAUGUGUACAGGGCGCUGUGUCCGGCCAAGGCGCUGCCCAGGCCACGAUACGCGGCUGUGCGCACGCUGUUUGAGCCGCAGCCGGCACGCGAGCCCGUCGUGCUCGACUCGCAGGCCCUGGUGCUCUACUUCCCGGCCCCGCGGACCGUCACGGGCGAAGACGUUCUCGAGCUGCACGUCCAUGGGGGGCCCGCCACCGUCAAGGCUGUGUUGGCCGCCAUCCCCCGGUCUCGCUCCAGCCACGCCAGCAUCCGCUACGCCGAGCCGGGCGAGUUCACCAAGCGCGCCUUUAUCCAUGACCGCCUCGACCUGGCCCAGAUCGAGGCGCUGGGUGACACCCUCGCCGCCGAGACGGAGCACCAGCGACGUGCCGCCGUCAGGGGCAGCUCCGGCGCCUUGGGCCGCACCUACGAGGCGUGGCGUCAGCAGCUCCUGCUGGCCCGCGGGGAGAUUGAGGCGCUCAUUGACUUUUCCGAGGACCAGCACUUUGACGAGUCGCCGUCGCACCUCCUGGCCAACGUGACGAGGCAGGUCGCCGACAUGGUGCACGCCAUCGGCAUGCACGAGCUGGCCGGCCAGCGAAGCGAGCUGCUGCGCAACGGCAUCCGCAUUGCCCUGCUGGGCCCGCCCAACGUAGGCAAGAGCUCUCUCAUGAACCUCGUCGUUGGCCGCGAGGCGUCGAUUGUGUCGGGCGAGGCCGGCACCACCCGAGACAUUGUCGAGGCUAGCCUCGACGUGCGCGGGUACCUGUGCGCCUUUGCCGACACGGCUGGCUUCCGAUCCACGGCCUCGGGUGACGACGGCGCGGCCAUUGGCGCCGUCGAGGCCGAGGGCAUCCGGAGGGCAAGGUGCAAGGCUCAAGAGUCGGACGUGGUCGUGGCUCUCGCGUCGGUCGAGACCGGUGCGCAAGGGCCGUUUCUACACUACGACCUGGAGACGCUCGACCUUGCCGCCGAGGCCGAUGCCCGUCUGGUUGUGGUCAACAAGCGAGACUCCGUCGACGAUGCCACGCUGACUGCGCUGUUGGCCGGGUUCCGCGAAACCCUCUGCCAACGGAGCCCAGCGUUGGCCGCCACGGAGCCCGUAGCCAUCUCCUGCCAGCAAGGCGAAUCUCGGGUGCUCGGCAGCGCGGACCCGGGCGGUAUCCAGGGCCUCGUCGACUCGCUGGCGGCGGCCUUUUCGCGCAUGACGGACAUGCCGGCGCACCUGCAGGACCUCGUCGGGGUGACGGAGCGGCAGCGGCAACUCCUGGCCCAGUGCCGGGACCACCUCGAGGCUUUCAUGGCCGAGGCGGGCCCGGACGAGGACGGCCUCGAGCCGGACGUGGUGCUGGCGGCCGAGUACCUGCGCUACGCGGCCGGCUGCCUGGCGCGCAUCACGGGCAGGGGCGAGGCCGGGGACGUCGAGGAGGUGCUCGGCGUCGUCUUUGAGAAGUUUUGCGUGGGCAAGUGA
Molecule: messenger RNA, 1746 nt
Organism: Hirsutella rhossiliensis
Lineage: Eukaryota; Fungi; Ascomycota; Sordariomycetes; Hypocreales; Ophiocordycipitaceae
Product: mnmE helical domain-containing protein
Exons: 3
Coding region: 1-1746 (581 amino acids)
Biological process (GO): tRNA wobble uridine modification; tRNA methylation
Cellular component (GO): mitochondrion; cytoplasm
Molecular function (GO): protein binding; GTPase activity; GTP binding
Source: RefSeq, a predicted model, not a curated record